CGCUCUGGCCAAGUUGUUGAGGCGCGUGAACCAAAAAGAUAAAAGAAAUUAAAAUAAAGGGAAAAUUCAACCUCAGUUAUCUUUCACCGUGGAUAAAUUCAUUCCGAAAUACAAAUAAUUUACCAGUGUGCAGAGGGGAUUAUUGAAUUAAAAAUAAAUGAAAGCCCGCUAAUAAGGAAAUUGGUUUGAAAACUCGUUAAGAACCCAAAACACGCACAUUAUGCGUUGUUCGGUGUAGAGCAAAUUGCGUAUACGCCACGUUGGACCGUCAAAAGGAUUUCGUAAACAUAUUGUUGCGGAAAAUUGCAUGUAUCAAUUUAAAUAAGAAAAUUGUUUGCACAAUUUUUAUUUGUUUGAACGUUUGACAAAUAUUCAACGGAUUCACUUAUAGCCGAAGAAAUGGACAUUGUCAUACGUGAGGAGGACAUUUCACUGGCACAAAUUGGUGUCUACGCCUCGGUAUCCUUUCUGGUGGUUUCCGCUGUUGGGGCAGCCCUUUAUACCACCUGCUCGAAAAGGUAUCGCCUAAAUUGGUUUGAGCAAAAUCUCCUAGAGUCUGCGAAUGAAAAGGAUGAGGAUCAACAGAGCAGGGAGGCCUUGGUAGCCGGUGCCGUGGGCUAUAAUGUGGACAAUAUAAACGAGGUGUCGCGUGGGAAAUUCAGCAGUGGAAAUGCCGGCAACCUUAGUCCCACAUCUUUGAAAAGCGAGGACAAUGACCCGGCCUUUUGGGUACCAGCUUCGGUCACCUCGGCAUCCGGCAUCCAGCAACAGGUUUCAAACACCACCGAGGAGUCGGCCCCGCCCACACCCACAUCGCCCACUGGUAGCCUGAAGUCAAACACCUUGUCCUACUGCUCCACCACCUCAGUGCCAAUUGCCAGAUCUGAUAAGCACGUGGUCCUAGCCAUGCACCCAAGUCGUCCAAGAGUUUCCUCUAUGAAUGCCAAAUUAGAUCACACAAAAAUUGAUAUGACUUUGUAUAGGAGCCACUCUCAGCCGAAGACCAUCAAUCCAGUUUCCCUAAACGAAGUACGUGGCAACCUGCAUGUCAGCAUUGGCUAUGAUCCUGUUGGUGGCUUGCUAAAUGUUAGACUACUGGAGGCUCAAAAUCUGCAACCGAGACAGUUUAGUGGAACUGCUGAUCCCUAUGCCAAAGUCAGAUUGUUGCCGGACAAAAAGAAUUUUUGGCAGACUCGGAUACACAAGAGGACCUUGAAUCCAGUCUUUGAUGAACAAUUUGUAUUUGAGGUCACAGCGGGUGUAAUUGACAAGCGUACAGUAGAAAUUUUGCUUUACGACUUUGAUGCCUAUUCCCGACACGUGUGCAUUGGAGGAACUAAGCUUCAUUUGGCCAAUUUGGAUCUGAGCGAACCGUUGAAGCUCUGGACUCCUCUUAGUUCUGCCUCGGCUCAGGAUAUGAAAGUGGAUUUGGGAGAUAUAAUGGUGUCACUGGCUUAUUUACCAUCUGCGGAACGUCUCAUGGUGGUCCUGAUCAAGGCCAGAAAUCUGCGGAUUGUUGACGAUGCUCGAAACUCUUCGGAUCCAUAUGUAAAGGUUACUCUCCUGGGCCCCGGUGGAAAGAAGAUGAAGAAGCGUAAGACGGGCGUUCAAAGGGGCACGCUCAAUCCGGUUUACAAUGAAGCUCUGGCUUUUGAUGUCGCCAAGGAGACUCUGAAAAAUUGUGUACUUGAAUUCACCGUGGUCCACGAUGGUUUAUUGGGAUCAAGUGAAAUUUUAGGUCGUACCCUUAUUGGAAAUUCGCCCGAAGUCCGCUGUGAGGAAAAAAUAUUUUUUGAAGAAAUUUUCCGUGCCAAAAAUGCUACGGCCCAAUGGGUUCCACUACAGGAACCGGCAAACAACUUAGCCACUACCGCGAAAAAUUCAACCAGCAAGAACUAGCUUCCACAGUUGUCGGCUGCUUUUGGUUCGUGUCUAAGUAGAGACGGCGGCGGUGGUUGUCUUGGGUAAGCGUAAGUCUCGUAUAAGGGUUAUGUCGUGGCUGAGCGCAACAUUUUGUUGUAGUAGGAAGUAAGCAAAUGCUUAAACCUUUUGUAUGCUAACAUUUCAACAACAUUCCGUUUCUUUUGAAUUCGAUAGAUGAUCGGAUGAUAAAUUAAUAAGAGAUUCGUAAGAUUUGGAAUCGAUUGAUUGAAUACCCUUAUACCCUUACAACUAUUAUUAAAAAAAAGUUUUGUAAUACAAAAGAAAAAAUAUAGAAAAUUCCGUGGGAGGAUGAAAAUUCAGAAAACAUGUACAGCUGUUUCCAAAUUAAUAGAAGUAAUAGAAAAUAAUAUUUGACCUUCUUUAAAAGCAUUGCGAAGCUACUAUUAUUGUGAGAACGGCUGUACAAAUAUAUCAUUUUAUAUUUAAUAUAAACCAAGAUUAUUGGUUAAUUAUUAAAAACAAUUACCGGAAUAAGGGAACUUGCAGGGAUAUGUUUUAAGCAGGAUAGGGAGUCGAAAAAGAUUGUCACACUACGAUCACUAAACAGUUUUAAAACAAAUCAAAUAUAUCUCAAUGAAUGUGCUUUGAAUGGUAUCAAUUAAUCAAUUAAGAAAAUAUAUUUAAUAUACCCUUUAUGCGUCAGAAAUGUCAAGAAGUACCUAAAAUGCAAAAUACCAACUAUAUUAAAUUAACUAAAUAAAUAUUUAUAUUACAUAUACAAAUAUUUUCGGAACGCAAGCGAUGAUUAUUAUUCUGAUUUUAUAAUUUUUAGGCGAAGGUUUCAGGGCACAGAGGGCACAAAGAUCCAUAGAGUUUUAAUUUUAUUUCCGGUUUACUGAAAAUUCCUUGAAAAUAUAUUGCAAAGCUAGUAAGUGAGUGUAACCAGAACUAUUCUUAUAUACAUUAUACUUAAUGUAGUGACUAAAUAUAUAUUAUAUAAACUAAAUCGUGUCUAAUUAGUAGACUUAGCUUAAACACACAAUGUAUUUCUUAAUCGCAAACUACCUUAUAUUUAUCUAUGUUAAAUAAAGUUCUUAGAUCUUA
Messenger RNA from Drosophila eugracilis, 2988 nucleotides. RefSeq names its product synaptotagmin-5. The transcript is spliced from 6 exons. Gene Ontology annotation, biological process: calcium-ion regulated exocytosis; cellular response to calcium ion; regulation of dopamine secretion. Lineage: Eukaryota; Metazoa; Arthropoda; Insecta; Diptera; Drosophilidae. The coding region runs from base 400 to 1899 and encodes 499 amino acids. The record is from RefSeq and is a predicted model, not a curated record. Gene Ontology annotation, molecular function: syntaxin binding; calcium ion binding; phosphatidylserine binding.